AUGUUCAUAUCAUGCCCACGGCGAAACGGCUUACAACGUUCUCCCAACCAGCUUGCCACCACCCUACAACACCGCACCAAGUUCCAGCAGCAUCAAGCCCGUCUCCUCGAGCAGCAUCGUAGUCUCGACCUCGGAACACAGCAGUGCAGCCAGUCCGGCCGUGUACUCAACCAAGCAUCCCAAGUCUUCAAGCAGCACCGCGGCCUCGACGUCAACCUCGACUAUCUACCCAACUCAACCCCCAAAGUCCGCGAGCACUCCGCCACCUCCGGUCCAACCGAAACUACCUCGACCAGCUCUACUGCGUCCAGUUCAUCUGAAACCAACUCAACCUCCACCUCCACGACUUCGACCACCGUUGUCAGCAGUACGAUGACCUCAAGCACUACCACAUCCACAAGCCCUACAGCUACCAAUGUUGUCCAAAAUCCUGGAUUCGAAGAUAACGGCGGCACCACAGGACUAUGUAACGUACACCACUUUGUGGCCGGGUUUGCCGAUGUGUUCACCCUGGCCCUCUCUUGUACGCCUGGUUUUGUAGUUUCCCUCACGGUGGGCGUAGAUAACUUUGUCGUCACUCCAGUCUGA
Messenger RNA from Neoarthrinium moseri, 588 nucleotides. RefSeq lists its product as uncharacterized. Bases 1 to 588 code for a protein of 195 amino acids. Lineage: Eukaryota; Fungi; Ascomycota; Sordariomycetes; Amphisphaeriales; Apiosporaceae. The record is from RefSeq and is a predicted model, not a curated record. The transcript has 3 exons.